CGCCUUUUUUUCGCAGUCGAUGUUUACUUCUUGCAAUUACAACUGUAAACGAAUAAUCUGAGAUGUAAAUAAAUUAGUGUUUAUUACAAUAACAGCGAAAUAAAAUGCUUCUUAUAUUUGAAGAUGCUCACAAGGAACAUUUAUCUUUUUUAACAGAUUUAGACAUUGAAGUUCUAAAAGAGUUUGGACGCAUUUCUCUGAACUUUAUUCGCAAGGGAGCUAACCCUAAAAUAUUCCAGGGUGCUGCACAAAAGCUAGGGGUUCCAGUGGAAACAGUGCAACAUGGAGUUGAGGGUCUUAUCUACCUGUUAACAGAAAGUGCUAAACAUAUGUUGAGUGAAAUAGACUUCCAAGACUCCAUAAUGACCCUGGGCUUUGGGGAAGAAAUCAAAGCUGCCUUGCUCAGCCUGUAUCUGGAAAACUACAAGGAGAUUCGAGAGAUUUUAGAUGAGAUGAGUUUGGAUGUGGCACACUACAGAAACCUUGAGUGGAGAUUUGAUGUGCAGCUUGCAAGUAGAUCACUACGACAUCAGGUGACACCAUCUAUUCUGAUGAAGCUUCAGACAGAAGAGGCUGGAAAGAGAAAAUCCACCAUGUUGCAAACUGAUCCAGUCAAUUUAUUACAUAUGGUCCGGGUAUUAGAAGAUGCUUUGCAAGAAAUGAAGUCAGGAUAUUGUCGGAGAAUUACACGAAAUAUUAAAUAAUGACAUCAUUUUUGUUUGUUUUAAAAUUUUCUUUCAUGCUGUUACACAGAAUUUGGAUGAUUCAUUUACAUUGUAUGCAUGAUUUGUUUUCAAUUUUACCUUGAUUAAUAAGGAGAUUACUAAAAGGCUAAUGCUUUAUUUAAGUUGUGUAUAUCAGGAUGUAGUGAAAUAAAAUCUAAUACACCAGACAUUUUGGAAAUGUUUUUGAAAGAUUUAUUAUACUCUAGUUCUAAUGUGUAGUAUAUUGUAAGGGGAUUAUGGUAAAAGUUGGCUUUUAAUUUUACAGUAUUGUGAAUUUACACUACAGUAACAUUAAAAUGUUGCCAGUUGUCAAAGUAUAACUGUACUUCUUGUCUUUUGUAUUUCAACUGUAUUGUGGAGUUCAGUAAAUAAAUAGCACAUGUC
This is a messenger RNA of Physella acuta, 1109 nucleotides long. RefSeq names its product COMM domain-containing protein 2-like. NCBI's taxonomy places the organism in Eukaryota, Metazoa, Mollusca, Gastropoda, Physidae. The record is from RefSeq and is a predicted model, not a curated record.